AUGAGUUCUCCCUCCUCCUCGCCGGGUGGCUCCGGCGAUGGCUCUGGUGACGGCUCCUGCGAUGGAUCGAAACCGUCGAUAUCUUCACGAAGGGAGAACGACACCCCACGGGCCUCCAGAAAUGUGAAAUCAUUCAUAAGGGUGGUGGAAUCGUGCCAGGGGGAGGGGAGGCGGAUUACUCAGACUGGUGCGAGGAACGAAUGCCCAUACAAGGGCAGGCUUGGCUUGGUGGCAAAGACCUUAAGGCCAGGGUAG
This is a messenger RNA of Chondrus crispus (carragheen), 255 nucleotides long. RefSeq lists its product as hypothetical. Lineage: Eukaryota; Rhodophyta; Florideophyceae; Gigartinales; Gigartinaceae. The transcript has a single exon. The record is from RefSeq and is a predicted model, not a curated record. Bases 1 to 255 code for a protein of 84 amino acids.